AUGGUUAAGAUUUCGGCACGAGUUUCAGACGAGAAGAGAAUGAACAGUAGUGUAAAGAAAGAGCCCGAGAAUAAGAAGAGGGACUUGGAUACUGUAUAUAUGACUGAUCUGGUUGAAUAUCACGGCAAACGGAGGAUGAAUUGCAUUGAAAAAGACUGUCUUGAUCAAUUGCAAAUGGAUAAGAAUCUUACUACACAUGCUGCUUGUUUGGCGUUUUCUUAUUUACAUGUCAUGUUUUUUCAGAUAGACACACUAUCCAGGAAGUUACUUGAAAUGAAAUCCUUGAGGCGGAAGAAGUCUGAUGAGAAUCCCUUGUGUGUUGAAGAUGAUAAGAAGAGACAAGAGGAAUAUGCUAAAAAUCUUCUACUGGGAAGGGAGGAUUCCAAACAGAUGGUAAAAAUGGUAAUUGAAGAUCUUAGAGGAAAAGUGCAAGGGAUGAAUAAUCUUGGAAAUGAAAACGAGGCUUUAAAAAACAAGAUUAAAGAGUUGAAUGAGGAUCUUCUACAGAAGCAAAUUGAGAUUACUGAAAUAGAGGAACUAAAUCAAACCCUUUUGAUCAAAGAAAGAAUUUGCAAUGACGAACUGCAGGAAACUCGUAAAGAGUUGAUUAAGGUACUCUUCUAUUGGAUUCAUGAGACCAUUAUGCUACUUAUUAGGUUGUUACAUGACGAUUGGUCUUCUAGAGUUAAGGGGUAA
Messenger RNA from Impatiens glandulifera, 696 nucleotides. Its product is annotated as factor of DNA methylation 1-like. Lineage: Eukaryota; Viridiplantae; Streptophyta; Magnoliopsida; Ericales; Balsaminaceae. Gene Ontology annotation, biological process: gene silencing by siRNA-directed DNA methylation. Bases 1 to 696 code for a protein of 231 amino acids. The transcript has 5 exons. The record is from RefSeq and is a predicted model, not a curated record.